This is a messenger RNA of Indicator indicator, 3021 nucleotides long. It is a transcript of the gene MYO1D, whose product is annotated as myosin ID. NCBI's taxonomy places the organism in Eukaryota, Metazoa, Chordata, Aves, Piciformes, Indicatoridae. Gene Ontology annotation, molecular function: actin filament binding; microfilament motor activity; ATP binding. The record is from RefSeq and is a predicted model, not a curated record. Gene Ontology annotation, biological process: actin filament organization; vesicle transport along actin filament. Gene Ontology annotation, cellular component: vesicle; microvillus; plasma membrane. The transcript is spliced from 22 exons. Bases 1 to 3021 code for a protein of 1006 amino acids.
AUGGCGGAACAGGAGAGCUUGGAGUUCGGCAAAGCCGACUUUGUGCUGAUGGACGCCGUCACCAUGCCUGAGUUCAUGGCUAACCUCCGCUUGCGGUUUGAGAAGGGUCGGAUUUACACCUUCAUCGGGGAGGUGGUGGUGUCCAUGAACCCCUACAAGAACCUGAACAUCUAUGGGCGGGACACCAUCGAGCAGUACAGAGGGAGGGAGCUCUACGAGAGGCCUCCGCACCUCUUCGCCAUCGCCGACGCCGCCUACAAGGCCAUGAAGAGGCGCUCCAAGGACACCUGCAUCGUGAUUUCAGGUGAGAGCGGGGCUGGGAAGACAGAGGCCAGCAAAUACAUCAUGCAGUACAUAGCAGCCAUCACCAACCCUGGGCAGAGGGCUGAGGUGGAGAGGGUGAAGAACAUCCUGCUGAAGUCCAACUGUGUGCUGGAGGCCUUCGGCAACGCCAAAACCAACCGCAACGACAACUCCAGCAGGUUUGGGAAGUACAUGGACAUCAACUUUGAUUUCAAAGGAGACCCAAUAGGGGGGCACAUCAAUAACUACUUACUAGAAAAGUCUCGUGUGAUCGUGCAGCAGCCAGGGGAGCGAAGCUUCCAUUCUUUCUACCAGCUUCUCCAGGGAGGUUCUGACCAGAUGCUGCAUUCUCUACAUCUGAAGAAGGAUGCAUCUGCAUACAGCUACAUCUGCCCUGGAGCACAGAUAAAGUGUUCCAUCAAUGAUGGUGCAGAGUUCAAAGCGGUCGCUGAUGCCAUGAAGGUGAUAGGCUUCAAGCAGGAGGAAAUUCAGACUGUCUACAAGAUUGUGGCAGCCAUUCUCCACUUGGGGAACUUGAAGUUCUCAGUGGAUGGUGACACUCCUGUGAUAGAAAAUGACAAGGUGGUGUCCAUCAUUGCUGACUUGCUGUCCACUAAAGCUGAGAUGGUGGAGAAGGCUCUCCUGUUCCGAACGGUCGCCACUGGCCGGGAUGUCAUCGACAAGCAGCACACCGAGCAGGAGGCCACCUAUGGCAGAGAUGCCUUUGCCAAGGCCAUCUAUGAGAGGCUCUUCUGCUGGAUCGUGACUCACAUCAACGAUGUGAUCGAGGUGAAGAACUAUGACACCACAGUCCAUGGCAAGAACACUGUCAUUGGUGUCCUGGACAUCUAUGGCUUCGAAAUAUUCGACAACAACAGCUUUGAGCAGUUUUGCAUCAAUUACUGCAACGAGAAGCUCCAGCAGCUCUUUAUUCAGCUGGUUCUGAAGCAGGAGCAGGAAGAGUACCAGCGAGAGGGAAUUCCCUGGAAGCAUAUUGAUUACUUCAACAACCAGGUGAUCGUGGAGCUGGUGGAGCAGCAGCACAAGGGCAUCAUUGCCAUCCUGGACGACGCCUGCAUGAACGUCGGCAGAGUUACAGAUGAGAUGUUCCUGGAGGCUCUCAACAGCAAGCUGGCCAAGCAUGCUCAUUUCUCCAGCAGGAAGCUGUGUGCAACUGACAAAACGCUGGAGUUCGACAGAGACUUCCGGAUCAAGCACUACGCCGGGGACGUGAUCUACUCAGUCUCUGGCUUCAUUGACAAAAACAAGGACACCUUGUUUCAGGACUUCAAGCGCCUCAUGUACAACAGCUCUAACCCUGUGCUGAAGAUGAUGUGGCCUGAAGGCAAACUGAGCAUCACAGAGGUAACCAAGAGACCUCUGACAGCUGCCACCCUCUUCAAGAACUCCAUGAUUGCACUGGUGGACAACCUGGCAUUGAAGGAGCCCUACUACGUGCGCUGCAUCAAGCCCAACGACAAGAAGUCUCCGCAGCUGUUCGAUGAGGAGCGCUGCAGGCACCAGGUGGAGUACUUGGGGCUGCUGGAGAACGUCAGGGUGCGCAGGGCAGGCUUUGCCUACAGACAGACCUACCAGAAGUUCCUCCACAGGUACAAGAUGAUCUCAGAAUUCACUUGGCCAAACCAUGACCUGCCCUCAGACAAAGCUGCUGUGCAGAAGCUGAUCGAGUGCCAUGGCUUCCAGCACGACGUCGCCUACGGCAAGACCAAGCUCUUCAUCCGCACCCCUCGAACGCUCUUCACCUUGGAGGACCUGCAUGCCAAGAUGCUUGUGAGGAUUGUCCUCUUCCUGCAGAAGGUGUGGCGGGGCACCCUGGCUCGCCUGCGCUACAAGCGGACGAAGGCUGCGCUCAGCAUCCUCAGCUUCUAUCGGCGCCACAAGGUCAGGGCCUACCUGCGGGAGGUGCUGCGCCGCUUCCAGCACGUGAGGCACAUGAGGGACUAUGGCAAGCACCUGCAGUGGCCAACACCACCCAAGGUCCUGCGCCGCUUCGAGGAGGCUCUCCACAACAUUUACCACAGGUGGAGGGCAGGGGAACUCAUCCGGAGCGUCCCACCAGAAGUCCUACCUCAGCUGAGGGCCAAGGUUGCUGCCAUGGAAGUGCUGAAGGGUCACAGAGCUGACAUUGGCCUACAGAGAGCCUGGCAGGGGAAUUACAUCGCACUGAAGGCAGAGAGCCCUCAGGCCACAGGCUCCUUCAUCCCUGUUGCCACCGAGCUGAAGCGGAAGGACAAGUACAUGAAUGUCCUCUUCUCCUGCCACGUCCGCAAGGUCAAUCGCUUCAACAAGGUGGAGGACAGAGCAAUCUUCAUUACUGACAGACACCUCUACAAGAUGGACCCCAUGAAGCAGUACAAGGUGAUGAAGACCAUCCCCCUCUAUAAUCUGGUAGGACUGAGUGUCUCCAAUGGCAAGGACCAGCUGGUGGUCUUCCACACAAAAGACAACAAGGAUCUCAUUGUCUGCCUCUUCAGCAAAGAGCCCUCCAGUGACAGCAGGAUUGGGGAGCUAGUGGGAGUCCUGGCAAGCCACUUCAAGAGUGAGAAGCGAGCCCUGCAGGUCAGCGUCACCAACCCGGUGCAGUGCAGCCUGCACGGACGGAAGUGCACCGUCUCCGUGGAGACCAAGAUCAACCAACCCCAGCCGGACUUCACCAAGCACCGCUCCGGCUUCAUCCUCUGCGUGCCGGGCAAUUAG